Soboliphyme baturini is the source of this 896-nucleotide messenger RNA. The record is from the annotation of a GenBank genome assembly. NCBI's taxonomy places the organism in Eukaryota, Metazoa, Nematoda, Enoplea, Dioctophymatida, Soboliphymatidae.
AUGGUUGGCUGUUGCACAGGGAGACUGGAGACGCUUGGAAGUCUGCCCCUGAUUCUGUCAGACGACGAUUCUUCAGAUGAAGAAAUAAAGCCGCUGCGUUUCGGAUGCACCGAUCAGAACAGCAAUGUUCAAAACAGUCAGGAAAUGGCCAGUCUGUCAGACGAGUUGUCGUCCGGACAAGCGAAAUCUCCUUUAUGCAACACUGGAGGACAUGAUUUAUUGGACAUCUUGAGAGAGCAUAGGACUCUGAAGCAAGAUUACCUUGAAAGCAAGUUAGAGAACGAACUGUUCCCUCCGGUUCCGUCUUCAUUUGUCCGCAGUUCUUAUCCACCGCCAGAACUGAAGGCUGAAACCCUUCUGGAUCGUGAUCAUAACGAAGUUUUGGCGAAGUUGAAUUUCGCCCUUCAGCUGGUCGAAAUCUUGGUCAAUCUUGCGAACAUCCGAGCCAGCCCCCUCAGCGCCAUAUUGCAUUCGCGAAAGCUGUCCAACCUUGAUCGAGAGGUGACCGUAAAUGAGUCGUACCGACGGGUGGAACAGAUUGUGAUAUUCGUCCGUGCACUGCAUAUGCUGGCCUCUUCUUUGCAACUCGCUCAGCAAGAAAUCGCGGCCAAACGUUUGUGUCUGUCUCCAGCCGUUAAGCAAGUGCUGAACCGAUUGAACGAGCGGUAUCACACCUGUCUAAUGAAAUCUCAAGAAUUGGUCAGCCUGGGAUUACCCGGUUCCAGUGCUGAGUUGCCCCUGGUCUGUGCGGAGAAGUUGAUGUACAACUAUGCACUGGAACUGUGCCAAACGGCGGCGCUGGACGAACUUUUUGGUAAUCCUCACUUGGUACGGCUGUUUUCUUGCCUUUUGUGCGUUUUUUACUGUCUGUUAUGUCAACGUUGUUUUUUGUAGUG